Messenger RNA from Asparagus officinalis (garden asparagus), 1692 nucleotides. RefSeq names its product probable fatty acyl-CoA reductase 4. The record is from RefSeq and is a predicted model, not a curated record. Lineage: Eukaryota; Viridiplantae; Streptophyta; Magnoliopsida; Asparagales; Asparagaceae. Gene Ontology annotation, biological process: long-chain fatty-acyl-CoA metabolic process; suberin biosynthetic process. Gene Ontology annotation, cellular component: intracellular membrane-bounded organelle. The coding region runs from base 606 to 1121 and encodes 171 amino acids. The transcript has 5 exons. Gene Ontology annotation, molecular function: alcohol-forming very long-chain fatty acyl-CoA reductase (NADP+) activity.
AUUUCAUCCCAGCGCGAAAAAUUCAUCCCCAAAUAUUUCAAGACCGCACCCUCUCAAACCCCUAACCCCCUCGUCCAACCGCGUCGAAAAUCCCUCAUCUGGCCCCGUCGAACUCCGACCGCGGCCGCCGGCCAAGGCACCUCCUCAUCCUCCAGGACUCUCGCUCCUCCGCCUCAUCUUCGCCGCGGGCCAUCGUACCCCCUCCGCCUCCCUCAUCUUCGUCGGCGCUCUCGCGCGCUCCUCCUCCUCCGCCUCCAUCGAUUGCAUCACAUCCUCGUCUUGCUCGUUCUGCUGGUCUUCGCCAACAUACCUCCUCCUGCUGCUGGUCUUCGUCGGGGCUGUCGCUCCUCCGCCUCCUCCUCCACCGCCUCCUCCGCGAUUAGACUUCUUAGAAACGUAGGGUGAAAUUUAGGGGCUGAUUAGACUUUAAGCUCACAAUUUGGGUUUGAUUAAUUGUAGGCUUCAGAAGAACAUGGGAUGGGCCCGAGAGGAUAUUCUGUGGUUUGUGGGUAUACAAAUUAUCACAUGAUGCUGGAGGAUGCUUUGGCGGAUUUGAAGAAGAAACAUAUUAAAUUUUAGAUUUAGAUGUUUGAUAAGUUUUGUUCAUGUUUCAGGGUAGAGUUAGUGUUGCAGACAUCAUUGGAUUUUCUAGUUCAGAGAUGAUAUCUUCAAAACCUGAUGGGUCUUUAAAAGCUUGGGAGAGUUAUAUUGAUCUUGAAAAUCUCCUUAAGCAUGAAAUACAUGAUGGACAAUUAAGUUUCAGAGGCAAACAAGUACUUGAGGUGAUAUCAAAGCAAUUGUUCGAUGUUCUAAGAGAAAAGCACAGAGAGGAGUUCAAUUCCUUUAUCACUGAGAAAGUAUCUCCUAUUGCAGGAGACAUAACUAUUGAGAACUUAGGAACCCUGGCUGAUUUGCUUGGCGCUGUUUCACGUUACCGUGCGUAUGGUAGCUUUCAUUUCAAGGAAAAAUGUCAACUUCCAAUUUUUGUACUAGUGAAAGAAGCUCACUUGGUGCUCAACGAAAACGAUCCUGAUUGGGUGAAGAAGCUCACUUGGUACGACAUUGUACUGGUUUUCAAUGAUGGGAAGAGUAGGGUCAGGCUGAGGAUUCGACGCAACUAGCUCUACUUGCAGGGCUUUUGCGUGAACAACGAUGGUAAAUGGUUCGAGCUCAGAGAUAAGUGCCUGAUCGAUAAAGACUCAAAACACUUCUUGGUUACAGGCAUAACUACACUGCCCUGUUACGCGCAGCUGGCUUCGAUCCAGUAGGAGGUCUCACUGAAGUCACUCUUGGGCGACAGAAUCUCAAGAAUGCAGCACAAUGGCUUGGAAACUCAACAACUGACGUCACGAAAAGAGCCCAAGCGCUGCUCAUUGUGAUUGGUAUGUUCUGUGAUUCUGCGAGGUUUAUUCCGAAUUAUAAUCCAGUAAAGGUUGUGGCUCAAAUCGUCGAUGAACUGCUGGAAUAUCUUGGCGUACUGCAAAGGGAUCUGAGAACUAUCCAUGCUCCUGCGGGUUGAUCAGAGUGAAAUUCUGUGGGUUUUAAUAAUAAUGCUAUAAGGAAUAAAUGUGAGCCUGCUAAGGUUUCCAUGGGUUCGGAGUGAUGUUGUGCUCCGAUGAAGUCUAAAGUCUUUUUCUGAGCUACUGUAAUGGGCAACUAGUCUUUUGUAUGUAUAUAUUUUGUCUCUAAGUA